This is a messenger RNA of Gossypium raimondii (Peruvian cotton), 3346 nucleotides long. RefSeq names its product protein FAR1-RELATED SEQUENCE 3. The record is from RefSeq and is a predicted model, not a curated record. Lineage: Eukaryota; Viridiplantae; Streptophyta; Magnoliopsida; Malvales; Malvaceae. Gene Ontology annotation, molecular function: zinc ion binding. Gene Ontology annotation, biological process: regulation of DNA-templated transcription. The coding region runs from base 373 to 3015 and encodes 880 amino acids. The transcript is spliced from 6 exons.
GGCGUCUUUGCAAAUUUGGAAAAUUUAGAACAGCAAGAGUUUAGGGUUUCUCAUUUUCUAAAUAAAAAAUUAAUAAUGAAAUGAAUGAGAGGAUUUUCAGUCACAAUCAAAUUCUCAUAAUCCUACUCCUAGUACCCAAGGCUCCUUUUUUCCUUAAAUUCUUCAUCUUUAUUCUCUUUUUCAACUUCUUUUUUAGAGAUUCACAUUUGCAGAGUGCUGGCUUGUUGAUUAUGUUUACCGAAUUGCUUCAUAUCAGCUGGCAGAAAACGAGAUCAGGUUGCUUAAAAAAUAAUAGAAUAUGCAAUGUACUAAAUCAUAACUUGCUCGCGAAGUAAGGAACCUUAAUGAACUAUUGUUGUACGAAGGAUUAGUAUGGAUGUCCAUGUGAUUGGUCCGGAAGAGGGUAUGAGCCAUCGUGGAAUUUCGGAUGAUGGGGAUGCUGAACCUAGUGAAGGUGAAUUAAAUCAUUUAAACAAUUCUCUAGCUCAUGAUGAGGAUGAGAUUUCCGAGCCGUAUCUUGGUAUGGAAUUUGAUUCUGAAGGGGCUGCUAAAACGUACUAUGAUGAGUAUUGUAGACAUAUGGGAUUUAACUCCAAAGUUGGCCAGCUUAGCCGUUCCAAGACUGAUGGAACAGUAGUUGCUAGGGAGUUUGUCUGUGGCAAAGACGGUCUGAAAAGAAGGUCUGCCGACAGUUGUGAUGCAAUGCUUAGAAUAGAGUUAAAGGGAGAUAAGUGGGUUGUUACUAAAUUUGUGAAGGAGCAUAGACAUUCAGUGACGAGUCCUAGCAAAGUGCAUUACCUUCGUCCCCGUAGGCACUUUGCUGGUGCUGCAAAGACAAUGGUUGAUACUUGCCAAGGGGUGGGAAUCGUACCAAGCGGUGUGAUGUAUGUUUCUAUGGAUGGAAAUCGUGCCUCCAUGAAUGCAAAUACUCGUGGCGUCAGAAACACACCUCUGGCAGAAGCAAAUCGCUCAGCUAAGAAUUUCGGGACACUGAGUUAUGCCGUUAGGCCGGUUACCAGAAAGAGAACUUUGGGGAGGGAUGCUCAAAAUCUGCUCGAUUAUUUCAAGAAGAUGCAGGCAGAGAACCCUGGUUUCUUUUAUGCAAUACAGUUGGAUGAUGAUAAUCAAAUGGCUAAUGCGUUUUGGGCUGAUGCAAGGUCAAGGACAGCCUACGCACAUUUUGGUGAUGCUGUGAAACUGGACACCAGUUACAGAGUAAACCAGUAUAGGGUGCCAUUUGCUCCAUUUUCAGGGAUGAACCAUCAUGGUCAGACCAUUUUGUUUGGUUGUGCUUUACUACUAGAUGAUUCCGAUGCUUCUUUUGUUUGGCUUUUCAAAACAUUUCUUACAGCAAUGAACGAUCGUCAACCUGUUUCUUUAAUCACUAAUCAAGACAGAGCUAUACAGACAGCAGUGUCUCAGGUGUUCCCUGGUGUUCGCCAUUGUAUUAAUAAGUGGCAUAUUUUAAGAGAAGGCCCGGAGAAGCUUGCUCAUGUUUGUCAAGUGCAUCCUAAUUUUCAGGUAGAACUGUAUAAUUGCAUAAAUUUGACUGAAACCAUUGAGGAGUUUGAAUUAUCGUGGAGUUCCCUUAUUGAGAAGUAUAAUCUUAGUGCACAUGAUUGGCUUCAAUCAUUAUAUAGUGCUCGAGCUCAAUGGGUCCCUGUCUAUUUUCGGGAUUCCUUUUUUGCUGCAAUAUCUCUCAAUCAAGGAUUUGAUGGCUCUUUUUUUUAUGGUUAUGUGAAUCAACAGACCACGAUUCCUAUGUUCUUUAGACAGUAUGAACGAGCAAUGGAGAAUUGGUUUGAAAGGGAGAUUGAAGCUGAUUUUGACACUAUUUGCACAACACCUGUGCUGCGGACACCAUCUCCUAUGGAGAAACAGGCAGCAGACCUAUAUACACGGAAAAUAUUCACAAAAUUUCAAGAAGAACUAGUCGAAACAUUUGUUUAUACUGCUAAUAGAAUUGACGGGGAUGAAACUAUCAGCACAUUUAGAGUUGCAAAGUUUGAGGACGUCAACAAAGCAUACAUGGUUACAUUAAACUACCCUGAAAUGAGAGCUAAUUGUAGUUGUCAAAUGUUCGAGUAUUCUGGCAUCCUUUGUAGACAUGUUUUGACGGUCUUCACUGUCACAAAUGUACUUACUCUACCAUCUCAUUACAUCUUGAAACGGUGGACACGAAAUGCCAAGUCUGGGGUUGGCACAGAUGAACGUGGUGGUGAAUUGCAUGGCCAAGUAUCCCUGACAGCACGGUAUAAUAGUUUAUGUCGGGAAGCAAUCAAAUAUGCAGAAGAUGGGGCAAUAGCUACAGAGACUUAUAACAGUGCAAUGGGUGCUCUUAAGGAAGGUGGGAAGAAGGUGUCUGUUGUAAAGAAAAAUGUCGCAAAAUUUGCACCUCCUGGAUCACAGGCUAGUACUGCAGCUUAUGAUGACAAUAGCAGCUCAACUUUAGGUCCAGAUACAGCCCCUUUGCUAUGGCCACAGCAAGACGAAAUUACAUGGCGUUUCAAUCUUAAUGACACUGGUGCCCCCACUCAAUCUGUCUCAGAUUUGAAUCUGCCACAUAUGGCUCCUGUUUCUCUCCAUCGGGAUGAUGGUCAUCCAGAUAACAUGCCUGUUCUCCCUUGUCUAAAAUCAAUGACAUGGGAGAUGGAGAAUAAGAAUUCAAUGCCUGGAAAUAGAGUGGCUGUUAUUAAUUUAAAGUUGCAAGAUUUUGGCAAGAAUCCAUCAGCUGAAAUGGAGGUUAAGUUUCAGCUCUCAAGGGUUACUUUAGAACCUAUGCUGAGGUCCAUGGCUUAUAUUAGUGAACAGCUUUCCACCCCAGCUAACAGGGUUGCCGUCAUCAAUUUGAAGCUUCAAGACAGCGAGACUACUACCGGAGAAUCAGAGGUUAAAUUCCAGGUAUCGAGGGAUACAUUAGGUGCAAUGUUGAGAUCAAUGGCCUACAUUCAAGAGCAGCUUUCAAAUGGUAAUGAAGCACAAGCAGAGCCAUUACCAAAGAAGCAUAGGAGAUAAUAAGCCAUUGAAGUUGGGUUUUUUUAAGUAUGCCAUCUUUCAUUGGUCACUUACAGCAAGAUGAUGAUGGUAAUAUGGGAAUGCUCCUUUGCUUGUGGACACAACCUGUGUAUUAAUGGAUUUUUGUAAUUUUUUUCCCUCCUCCUUGUGCGAGUGCCUUGUGUAACCUGUUUAUAUUUAUGUAUGUACAUGUACAUGUAAAAGAAAUUGUGAAUUCAAUCAUGAUGUUGUGGUCUGGUUUACACAUUUUGUUUAGUGGAUUUAGCCAUACCUGUAAUGAUUAGGCUUUUUCUUGAAGGAAAAAAUAAAAUCAUUUUUGUAGGUUUGCUCA